AUGGCAUCUCUAGGAGAUUCAGAUCUUGAAGAGCAGCACGAUGAGCUGUUAGUAUUGAGCAGUAUCUAUGACGAUGAUGAUAUAUUUAUAGCGGGUGAGGACAAUAAUGGCGGGCAGUUUAACUGUAAACUGCAGAUACCACAGCCGUUCUUUUUACAACUAAAUGGACAGGCACAGUUGAAAGGUGUGAAAAACGUCCAAGAUGAUGAAGGACAUACCUUGUUUCCAGUGAAGCAUUUACCACCCAUAGUACUCAAUUUCCAGUAUCCACCAAACUACCCAUCAUGCUUAGCACCACAGUUCACCCUUUCCUGUAAAUGGCUGAGUGUUCACCAGUUGUCAAAGCUUUGUCACAAACUGGACGAGAUCUGGGAAGAAAACAAAGGUGGGGUUGUGGUGUUCUUAUGGACACAGUUCCUGUCGGAAGAAACUCUAGAUAUCUUGUCCAUUGACUCACCACUAAAUUUGCCAACUACAAACAGGAAGGAGAAUCGUGUGGCAAGCAGUGCUAGGACUAAGGACUGUAAAACUGCUGACAGAAAUAAAGAUGAUGCGAAUGCGAUUAUGGAGAUCAAGAAACAUGUUGACCCACGCGCGAUUCAAGAUAUUGCGUCACCCACGCUUCUGCUUGCCACUCUUGAGAAUUAUAAUCAACAGGAACAGGAGCGUGUUUUUAAUUCAGCCAUAUUUACUUGUAAAGUGUGUUUUGCCGAGAAACAUGGUUUGUUGUGCAUCUGUUUUCACGGCUGUGACCACGUGUACUGCCAGGAAUGUAUGAAGGAAUAUUUUAAAGUGCAAAUUAUGGAAGGGAACGUGAAAUGUUUGAACUGUCCUGAGCAGGAGUGUGAUUCACAGGCCUUGCCGUCACAGGUGCAAGAAUUGGUGGGACAGGAGCUAUUUGCAAAAUACGACCGCUUGCUGCUUCAGUCCUCACUGGAUGGCAUGGCUGACAUUGUUUACUGCCCUCGUAGUCAUUGUCAGUGCGCUGUGAUGAUUGAAAAGGAAUCCAACAUGGCAGUGUGCCCAGCUUGCGCAUUUGCAUUCUGUACUUUCUGUAAAUUGGUCUACCACGGUGUGUCCCCAUGCUCUAUAAGACGAGCGGAACUGAUGGAAUUACGUGAAGAAUAUGAAAAUGGUGAUGAUGAGAAAAGACAGUUUUUGGAAAAACGAUAUGGUCGCCGUGCCAUCAAACAAUCAUUGGAGGAAUCGUACAGCGAACAAUGGUUGGAAGAUAACAGUCAAGCAUGUCCAAACUGUGGCACUCAUAUUCAGAAAAUUGAUGGUUGCAAUAAGAUGACAUGCACCAAGUGUCGUGCAUACUUUUGCUGGAUAUGCAAAUCUAUGCUGUCUCGUACAAAUCCCUAUAUUCAUUUCAACGUACCUGACUCCCCAUGUUUUAACCUACUCUUCCAAGGAAUGGGGGAAUUUGUUGGAGACCAGGAUGAUGAAGAUGGGUGGCAACCACGGUGGUGGUUUGUAUGA
Molecule: messenger RNA, 1482 nt
Organism: Saccoglossus kowalevskii
Lineage: Eukaryota; Metazoa; Hemichordata; Enteropneusta; Harrimaniidae
Product: E3 ubiquitin-protein ligase RNF14-like
Biological process (GO): protein ubiquitination
Molecular function (GO): protein binding; zinc ion binding; ubiquitin-protein transferase activity
Source: RefSeq, a predicted model, not a curated record